Molecule: messenger RNA, 1195 nt
Organism: Dermochelys coriacea (leatherback sea turtle)
Lineage: Eukaryota; Metazoa; Chordata; Testudines; Dermochelyidae
Gene: SNCA
Product: synuclein alpha
Exons: 6
Coding region: 477-908 (143 amino acids)
Biological process (GO): regulation of dopamine secretion; synapse organization; synaptic vesicle endocytosis
Cellular component (GO): cytoplasm; axon terminus; neuronal cell body
Molecular function (GO): cuprous ion binding
Source: RefSeq, a predicted model, not a curated record
CGCGGGUGCUGAAGCCAUAGCGCUGCCCCCCUCUUCUCGCCCCACGUCAGGCUAAGGAGGGGUUGGUGGGCGGGAGUGGAUCUGGCGAAGGUUUCCUGCCCCAAGGAUGGGCGCGUGGGGCCGGCUCUCUCCUCCCCCCGGCAAAUCAGCCCGCGAGGGUGGGGAAGGAGGGAGAGGGGCUUGCUUCGCCCGCUGAAAGUGGAUGAACCUCCCUCCCCCGCUCUCCUCCCCCCCGCCCCUCACCACCCCCAUCCCCUUCUCUUCCUCGCUCUCCGCGUGUGGAGCUGGCACCGGGGUGCGCUAGAGGCUGGACUCCCGCCUCUCCGCCGCCUGCUUUGUCGGGGAUGUUCUGAACAGCGGGGCGCUGCCCCGGGGACUCUCCGCUGUGCGCCCCUCGCCUCCCCUGGGGGCCGCUUUUAACACAUUUGCGGAUUGAAGACCCCGGCCGGCGUGCUGUGUAAAGAAAAUCUUUAGCCAUGGAUGUAUUCAUGAAAGGGCUUUCCAAGGCUAAAGAGGGAGUUGUGGCAGCAGCAGAAAAAACCAAACAGGGUGUGGCAGAAGCAGCAGGAAAGACGAAAGAGGGCGUUCUCUAUGUAGGUUCCAGGACCAGGGAUGGAGUUGUUCAUGGUGUCACAACAGUGGCUGAGAAAACCAAAGAACAAGUGUCUAAUGUCGGGGGAGCUGUGGUGACGGGAGUGACGGCAGUAGCGCAGAAGACAGUGGAAGGAGCAGGCACUAUUGCUGCAGCCACUGGCUUAGUCAAGAAGGAUCAGCUGGCCAAACAGAAUGAAGAAGGAAUCUCGCAGGAAGGAAUGAUGGAUAAUACAGAUAUGCCAGUGGACCCAGAUAAUGAGGCUUACGAAAUGCCUCCUGAGGAAGAGUAUCAAAAUUAUGAACCUGAAGCAUGAAAAUCUCUUCCCUCUUUCUAUCUUCUGAAAUCUACUAACAAAGACGUCCUGUCCUUUACAAGUGCUGAGUUCCAAUGUGCCCAGUUGUAAAUUUUUUUUAAUUAUUUUAUUAGUUUUUAACAGUGUAUUUUGAAGUCUUCUAUCAGCAAUGAUUUGAGUGUCUGGGUCUGCACCCAGCUUUCAUUUCAGUGAUUCCCUCCCACUGAAAUGAAACAACGGGGUGGCAGGGCCAUUGUCGUGCUGUGGAUAUUGUGGCUUCAAGUUCUAAAAGUAUAAAAAAAAACAUU